AUGGCAGACCACCUCAUGAUGCCCAUGAACCACGGUUCAGCCGGCGCCAGUCUCCACGGUUACCGGAUGGGCAUGAACGGCCUGCAGGCGGGCCACCCGCCGCACGGUCAGCAGACGUCGGCCAUGAGGGCCAUGCCCGGCAGUCAGAUGAUGCACUACGGAGGCGCCCAGGCCGGCAUGGAGAUGCGCCAGCGGCAGGGCAUGGUGCCCCCCGGCGGGCCCAUGGGCGGACAGAUGAACGGUGCCCAAAUGGGCCACCACCACCAGAUGAUGUACAACGGGCAGCAGCAUCACAUGCACCAAGCCCAACAACAACAGCAGCAGCACCAGGUCCAACAGCAGCAACAUCAAGCCCAACAGAGCCAGUUCAUGAAUGGAGGCCUAACAUCUCAGCAGCUCAUGGCCAGCAUGCAGCUCCAAAAACUCAACACGCAGUAUCACGGACACCCGCUGGGCCCCAUGGGUGGCGGCGGAGGGGGCGGCGUGGGCCACAUGGGCGGCCCCGCCAACCAGUACCGCAUGAACCCAGCACAGCUAGCUAACAUGCAACACAUGGCGGGCCCGGCGCUGGCGCUGAACGGCAUGGAUGCGGACAUGAUUGACGAGGAAACGCUCACAUCGCUGGUCGUGGAGCUGGGCCUGGACCGGGUCCAGGAGCUGCCUGAACUCUUUCUGGGCCAGAACGAGUUUGACUUCAUUUCGGACUUUGUUAGCAAACAGCAGCCCAGCACGGUUAGUUGCUGA
Messenger RNA from Nerophis lumbriciformis (worm pipefish), 744 nucleotides. The record is from RefSeq and is a predicted model, not a curated record. NCBI's taxonomy places the organism in Eukaryota, Metazoa, Chordata, Actinopteri, Syngnathiformes, Syngnathidae.